This is a messenger RNA of Prorocentrum cordatum, 1899 nucleotides long. The record is from the annotation of a GenBank genome assembly. NCBI's taxonomy places the organism in Eukaryota, Dinophyceae, Prorocentrales, Prorocentraceae.
AUGGCUGAAUGGGCACACGCGGCGGCCCGAUGGGCGGUCCGCGGCGCGAUCGCGGAGUCCAUUUGCCGCUGCGCGAUCGAGGAUUCGGACGCUUCCGACGGCCUCGUGGCCAUCCUCUGGAAGCAGCUGGCGCGUUGCGGCCCGGAGCACCUGCAGGCGUUCGCCGACGAGGUCGAUGCCGCGGCCUACGACGCCGGCGCGGGAGUGGCUAUCCUAGCAAGCCUGGGCCGCGGCCUAGUUGCGCUGGCCACGAUCUUCGGGUUCUACUUGGCCGGCGUCGUGGGCCUUCCUGGCGACACGUGGUACAUGUGCAACGCAACGUCGUCGCACUUCCACGAGUUGGUGCCGCCGCAGGCCGUGGCCAACGAGGAGGUCCUGGUGCGGCGCGGGGACGUGGGCCUCGCGCGCAUCGACGACGUCUGGCUCCACGCCGCCAAGGUCACCGAGGGCCAGCUCUUCGACUCCUACCUGGCGCGGGCUCGCGACGGCGUCGGACCGUCGAGCUUGCUGAUCUCCGCCUGGGCUGGCUGCGUCGUCUUGUGCAAGGCUUGCUCGAGGCCAUCUCUGAUCUCGCUUGCAUGCGGGGCCAAGCUGGACCUGGGAUUCCCACUGCACAUCCCGCAUCUGCCCAGCCCUGUCAACAAAGAGCCGCCACCUGGCUCCGAACUCGCACAUCUCAAGUACGCGUCCUUGAACAAAGGCCUGGACUGUCGGUACAUCUGGGGCUGCCACUGCAGGCGGCAAUGCGGCAAGGGCCGGGGAGUCAGCGCGGGCGUCGCCGGCCCCGACAGGCUCAAUCUCAAUCACAUCUGCCUGGCUGCACAACUGGUGACGGACCCGAUUCCGCUGCAGUACGUGCCAGCACCAGCGCUGGAGGGCUCCUCGCAGGGCCUGGAGGCUGACGCCCUGCGCUGCGUCAAGUGGUGGUUGCGGAGGCGCAGAAUACCCGUGGCCAAGGAGGGUGGCUACCCCUCCGUGGUCUGGACGCUGGUGGUCCUGCACGUGCUUCGGUGCUCCUUGUUCCUCGCGGGAGGCGACGGGCAGCGGGACUCCCUCACGCUGCUGGGCGCCUUGGCCGCCUUCUUUGACCGCCUGGCCGAGAGCGGGCUCACAGGCACCUUCUUCUUCGAGGGCGGUACCAACGCGGCGUUCCUGCAGGGCGCCGCGGCGGCGCCCCCUGCCAGCGGGCUGUCGGUGAUCGACCCCACGACCACAUGCGAGGAGUCCGUGGCCUGGGGCAUCACCCCGACCGACCUGGCGCCGAAGACCUCCGCAGCCACGCAGCUGCUGCACAGGUGCGAGCUGCGGCGCGCGCAGCGCCUCUCGGCCAUCGCUCUGGGAGUCGGGCGCGUCGACUCCCAGGAGAGAGCCGCCGCCGAGCUGAGCGGCGCGGAGGCGCUGCAGGAGCUCUUCGCUGACGUCGGCGAGUCGGUCAACAGCUUGCCUAGCGAGGUGCCGGCGGAACCCUGCGCGGUGGUCGCGGUCCAGGAGGGAGGGGCGGUGCUGACGGGCCUGCUGGAGCAGGUGCGGCCGAAGCCGGGCUGGACCGCGCCCUUCCUGCGGCGCGACGACAUUCGCAGUGGUUUCGCGCUGCGGCGGUGCGAGGUGGACACGGUGACGGGCUCCCUGGUGGAAUACCAGGACGCCGACGCGCUGGAGUGGUUCCACCCCUCCGACUUUGUCUGCGCCGUCCCCCUGCGGCGGUGCCGGGAGCCCGCCGCUGGCAGGCAGCAGGCCCACCGCCUCGAGCCCGAGGGCCUGCGCCGGCUCCUCGAGCUGCGCGCCGUGGCGCCCUGCGCCGCGCCCCCCGCGUGCGCCAUGCCGUGGGCGGCCGGCGCCGCGAGAGACGCGCGCAAGAAGCGCAAGAACGGUCGCGGGCAGAGAAAGGCCUGCGCGUAG